ACCGCGCGCGGGCGCCGAGUUGAGGGAGUCAUGGCCCCGCGGCGCCUCCUGUUGGUCGGCGAAGGGAACUUCUCCUUCGCCGCCGCCCUGAGCAAAACUCUGGACCCGAGCAUUCGGAUCACUGCCACCUGCUUCCAGUGCUCCUCCGAACUGGCCGGCGACCCGGUGGCCCAAGAGAACCUGCAGUGCCUGCGAGAGCGAGGUGCGGACGUACGUUUUGGUGUGGAUUGCACCCAGUUGGCAGAUGCCUUUGAAACGCACGACCGGGAGUUCGAUCGAAUUUAUUUUAACUUUCCGCACUGCGGACGCAAAGCGGGAAUAGCCGAGAACAGGAAACUCCUGGCCAAGUUUUUCCAGAGCUCUGCAGAUGUUCUUGCAGAGGAAGGAGAAGUCCAUGUGGCAUUGUGUAGAGGACAAGGUGGGACUCCUGCUGAUAAGCCAACAAGAGAAUGGAAUAACAGUUGGCAAGUAGUUGGCAUGGCAGCUCUGGGGGGAUUCAUUUUAAGUGACGUGCAUCCCUUCAUCUGUGAGUCUGUGCCAGGGUACAAGUGCACUGGAUAUCGGAGUCAGAAUAAGACCUUUAAUUUAGAAGGUGCUUUGAACCAUGUCUUUACCCGGAGCUUACCCUUUGAAGGUUCACAGCCCAGAAUCUUCAGGAUCAAACUGGGUGAUCAGUGGUUUUCCUUUCCAGAACCAGAAGCACUUAUAGGAAAGUUGAGCAGGGAUUUUCUGGAAGCACCUUUUAGCCAUCCUGUCAAAACCAUAAAUGAGAAACUCAUUGCUGAGUUGGGCAAGGUUUUCCCUGUCAAGAGGCUGAAGUGUUCCUACCCUUUGCUGCCACUGGGAGGCAGUGCUUUCACUUCCUGGAACUGUGACAGCCUGUCAGAGGCCUUUUGGAUUAAUCUCCGUGAAGACACCUCAAAUUCAGAGUUUCAAAACGUUGGAACAGCACCAGACACAAAGGAUUUCCUGGUGUCAUUUUCAGAACUUAACCUCCUCAGAACUCCUGAGAGAGACUCUAGGGAAAAAGUACAGGAAGGACUUUCUGGUCAAGCCAGGGUCUGCCUUAGACCUUCGCUCCUAAUUCACCUUCAGGCUGUCAUCCAAGCACCAGACUUUCUCCCAGGUUCUCUGCAUAUCCUCAGCGGACCUGUCUUUCGGAAGUGCUAUAUUUUGCCUUUCACAAUGCCAGCAUUUCAUGAGACUUUACUUAUCCUGGGGUUAAAUGAAGACCUAAAGGAUGGCUGUUUUCAGUCACUACUACAUCACUUGAAGAACAUUCUAAGUGACCUUCUGACACAGACAGGCCUGGAGGGAUCUAAACCACGUAAUUCAGUGGAAUUUACCUUUCAAGCAAAUGGGGAAGAUGUUAUGAUUAAUGUGAAAUCUGAGAAUUUUGGCACAGAUGGUGCCAAGGAUCUAAAUAUUGGAUCUGUGAUCAAAGCGGCUGCCGGUAGUAUGCGCAAAGACCAGGGUUUUGUGUUUGUAUCUAUGAACUUGGACCUAUUAGCCAUGCUUGCCUGGGGAAUCUCAGACUGGAGGAUAUUAUGGACCUUUGAUAGCCGUUUCUUGAAGAAUUUUGUCCCUGGGAAAAUAGAACCUUUCCAAAGCUAUUCCCUAUAUCCUCCUACCUACGUGCAUGAUAUAAGUUUUUGGUUAGAUGAGAAGAAAGAAUUUGAUGAACUUGAAUUUCACACUGUGGCCCGAGCAGUGUCCCAGGACACUGUCAUCUCUGUACAAUUCCUUAGUCGAUUUCAGCAUCCAGAGACUGGACGGGUUAGUCUCUGCUAUAGAAUGACUUACCAGACUUGUGACAAAGCCCUCACCAAACAGCAGGUAAUGUCAAUGCAGUCCCAGUUUAGGAAAACAAUUGAACAACUACUAAAUGUGAUACCCCGGUAGCUCAAUAAAUUUAUUUUGACUGUGU
Sorex fumeus (smoky shrew) is the source of this 1927-nucleotide messenger RNA. It is a transcript of the gene FDXACB1, whose product is annotated as ferredoxin-fold anticodon binding domain containing 1. NCBI's taxonomy places the organism in Eukaryota, Metazoa, Chordata, Mammalia, Eulipotyphla, Soricidae. The transcript is spliced from 5 exons. The record is from RefSeq and is a predicted model, not a curated record. Gene Ontology annotation, cellular component: cytoplasm. Bases 31 to 1902 code for a protein of 623 amino acids. Gene Ontology annotation, molecular function: rRNA (uridine-N3-)-methyltransferase activity. Gene Ontology annotation, biological process: rRNA base methylation.